Lolium rigidum is the source of this 1658-nucleotide messenger RNA. Its product is annotated as BTB/POZ domain-containing protein At2g24240-like. Gene Ontology annotation, biological process: protein homooligomerization. Bases 102 to 1469 code for a protein of 455 amino acids. NCBI's taxonomy places the organism in Eukaryota, Viridiplantae, Streptophyta, Magnoliopsida, Poales, Poaceae. The transcript has a single exon. Gene Ontology annotation, molecular function: protein binding. The record is from RefSeq and is a predicted model, not a curated record.
GAGCCAGCAGCCGAUCUCCGAUCCCUGUCCUGUCUCCCCCACCGAUCGAUCCGAGGUUGCUCCAUCGGAGAAUGGCGCGGUGAUCAUCAAAUCGUGUUCCGAUGGCGGCCAGGCCGGGAGCAGGCGGGCGCGUGCGGUUCAACGUGGGCGGGCAGGCGUUCGAGACCACCACCACCACGCUCGCCAACGCCGGCCGCGACUCCAUGCUCGGCGCGCUGCUCGACUCCUCCUGGAACGCGCCCGAAUCGACCCCGGAAGCGCCGGCGGCGGCCACGGAGUACUUCAUCGACCGCAACCCGGCCUGCUUCGCGGUGCUGCUGGACCUGCUCCGCACGGGCAGCCUGCACGUCCCGCCGCACCUCCCGGAGAAGCUGCUCUACCGGGAGGCGCUCUACUACGGCCUGCUCGACCACGUCCGCGCCGCGCGCUGGGGCGCCUUCGACGGCGACCGCCUCCGCCUCGCCUCCUCCGUGCCCGGCCGCGCCCCGGGCGACGGCACGGCCAUCCGCGCCGCCCCCGACGGCGGCUGCUGCGUCGCGCACGGCGGCGCCGUGCACGUCUACAACUGGAUGCUCGACGAGCGCCGCCCCGUGUCCCUCGACCACUCGCAGGUCAACGACGUGGCCUACCUCGACGCGGCCACGCUCCUCAUCGCGGCCCGCGAGCGGCUCGGCAAGUGCGACGGCGGGAUGGCCGCCUUCUCCGCGGUGUCCGGGGACCUCCGCCACCGCUUCCGCGUCGCCCACGGCAGCGAGCCCAAGUCCUUCACCGCCGGCGCGCUGGCCUUCGACGCGCACGGCGCCCCCAGGAUCUUCGCGAGCUGCAAGGGCCGCCUCAACGAGUACGGGGUGGGCGUGUGGGACGCCGCCACGGGCGAGCAGGCGGACUUCUUCUACGAGCCGCCGGGGGUCGCGCUGGGCGACGCCGACCGGCUGCAGUGGCUGGACGCCACCGGCGCGCUCAUGGUGGCCACGCUGUUCCCCAAGACGGACACCUGCUCCAUCGGGCUGCUGGACUUCCGGGCCAAGGGCGUGGCGUGGGCCUGGUCCGACGCCGGCACGGCCGCGUCGCUCGAGGACAAGCGCGUGCUCCACGCCAUCGCCAUGGACGACGAGCGCUCCGUCUGCGUCAUCAACCAGUACGACGACCUCGGCUUCCUCGACCUGCGCAGCGCGCCCGGCAGCGGCGGCGUGCGAUGGAGCUCCCGGAGCAAGCUCAUGAACCGCAAGGCCACCGGCGAGGAGAGCUGCUACCCGAAGCUCGCCACGCACGGAGGCCAGCUCUUCUCCUCCAUGAACGACAGCGUCUCCGUCUUCAGCGGGCCCGACCACGUGCUCACGUCCACGCUCAGGCGCAGCUACGGCGGCGCCAUCUGCGACUUCUCCAUCGGGGGAGACCGCCUCUUCGCCCUCCACAACGAGGAGAACGUGUUCGACGUCUGGGAGACGCCGCCGCCGCCAAUCAUCUGAUCGCCCGCUCCGAUCUGCUCUGCUCGCCGUGACUUGCUCUGGACACUUCUCGUGCCUUUCGCUUGUUCUUGCGUGUCGCAACUGCUCACUCAACAGAAAGAAACAGUAUACAGUAUUCAGGAGGGAAUAGUUUCACCAACUGAUGGUUACUCAUCUCUAGCUUUUCAUCGUAACCACUACUAGAGUGUA